GCAGCCAUAUUCAGCAAGGAACACGCUCACGAAAACAGUUGAUGUUCGGCCCGACGGUGCGAAAAAGGACGUCUGACGCUGCAGUUUAGAUACACAUUUUUAAUAACUGUCAGCUCUCCGUUAAAGAGAAGGAAACGUCGCGAUUGUUGAAUCUUCGGAUUUAACAGCGUGGAGGCGUACGCUCCAGCAGAAACAACACCAUGGCCUCCCGAAAAAAGGUUCUGUUGAAGGUGAUCAUCCUCGGUGACUCCGGAGUUGGGAAGACCUCACUGAUGAACCAAUAUGUGAAUAAGAAAUUCAGCAACCAGUACAAGGCCACCAUCGGAGCGGAUUUCCUCACCAAAGAAGUGAUGGUGGAUGACAGGCUUGUGACCAUGCAGAUUUGGGACACGGCGGGCCAGGAGCGUUUCCAGUCCCUGGGCGUAGCGUUCUACCGUGGGGCCGACUGCUGCGUGCUGGUGUACGACGUGACGGCGCCCAACACCUUCAAGACGCUGGACAGCUGGCGGGACGAGUUCCUGAUCCAGGCCAGCCCGCGCGACCCCGAGAACUUCCCCUUCGUCGUGCUGGGCAACAAGAUCGACCUCGAGAACAGACAGGUGACGACAAAGCGAGCCCAGGCAUGGUGUCAGAGCAAAAACAACAUCCCAUAUUUUGAGACCAGUGCCAAAGAAGCAAUCAACGUGGACCAGGCCUUCCAGACUAUUGCACGAGACGCCCUUAAGCAGGAGUCGGAGGUGGAGACGUAUGACUUCCCGGAUCAGAUCAAGCUGAGGGACGACAGGCCCGCCCCAACCAGCGACGGCUGCAGCUGCUGAGGGAGAAGAUGGACGAUGAAGAUGGAGGAGGAGAGAGAGAGAGUGAGAGAGAGAGAGGGAAGUCAGAAGGGGGAGGGUGGAUGUUAAUACCUGAAGAGACAGUUACAGCGGACAACCCUCCCUUGCAACAUACACACACACACACACACGCCAAACUUGGGUGUGAAGUGGAACAACAAAACCAACGAAUCAACCAACAAGCCAGCCACCAGUCUCUGAUCUCGUGUCACCAACCUGCUUCCGUGGGUUUCUCCUCCAAAUAGGGAGACACAAGAUGACCGGAGGAAAUGCCUGGAAGCUCUUGACCCCCAGACCCGAACGUGGCUACGCAUUGACUUUCAGAGUAUCAUGUAUUAUCAUUAUCAUUUUCUGCAAAAUCAGCCAAAUUCAGCCAUAGAUGUAGUAAACUUUUCAUUUUAUUAUUCUAUCUCUCACUGUUAUACUGUAAUGUUAUUUAGACGUCAUGCGACUAACUUAUUUUCCACACUUUCUUUUCCCCUUUACUUUUUUGAUUGUUUGUUCCAUGCAGUAAAUACUUCUAUUUUUUCCUGAUCUGUUCUGAAUGUUAGUUCAGUUGCCUAUGUGCCCAGACCACAUGCACAAACCCAGCGCUUUCAAGUUUAAAAGAUCACCGUCUAGUAACAAUAAUAAAUAAAUAAUAGGAUCUGAUGGGUUCUUUUAAACUGUUAAUGUGAAAUUUCACCACUGAGCCAAGCCAGGAAAGAGCAAUGUGGAAGUGAAAGACCAAUCCUUUGGGGGUUUGGUUUGGGUGCAGUCUUAGCAUGAGGAACAUGCUCUAUAUGACAAUGACAGACGUGACAUUUUGCCUCAAUGCACCAUCUCACAACUAGCAAAACUAAAAAUUAAGUACAAACUGGCAUAACAAAUCGAAACCCAAGACAUUGUUAAGGCAAGGUGUUAUCAUUUCUCAUGAGGAAUAGAAACACAUUCUGGAGACACGCACCUAUAUUCAUGUCAGAACAGAUGAACUGAGUGACCUAUUUCAUGUUGUAAAACUAGUCAGUCAUGGCACCUCUUAAAGAAGAACUGACUUGCUUAAUGUUUACCUGAUGAUUUAUGGCCAUGUCGUGCAGAUCACUUCCUGGGUUGGUUGACUGGCUGACGUCAUCUUGGGCUAGAAUUAUGAUUGGCUGACAGAUCCUGGGCUAUAAUUACGAUUCGCUGAGUUGCUGAGUCAUGAUUCCCUCAAGCAACAUGCUCUGACCUCUGACCUCGUUUUGUUUCUUUUUUUUUUCACUUGCAAAAUGCCAUUCCAUUUUUUGUAUGCCAAAAUGAAUCAAAUCAUUUAACUUUGCUGUAGAAUGUGUGCCCUUUGUAUUCUGGCCUGGAAACCUCUUGGAAGAUUUAGUUUUAGUGACAAUAAAACUGAAAUAAAAUGAUUAAAAAACUGAA
Molecule: messenger RNA, 2231 nt
Organism: Engraulis encrasicolus (European anchovy)
Lineage: Eukaryota; Metazoa; Chordata; Actinopteri; Clupeiformes; Engraulidae
Gene: rab7b
Product: RAB7b, member RAS oncogene family
Exons: 6
Coding region: 201-818 (205 amino acids)
Biological process (GO): phagosome-lysosome fusion; endosome to lysosome transport
Cellular component (GO): lysosome; late endosome; phagocytic vesicle
Molecular function (GO): GTP binding; GTPase activity
Source: RefSeq, a predicted model, not a curated record